This is a messenger RNA of Xenopus laevis (African clawed frog), 6456 nucleotides long. RefSeq names its product Nance-Horan syndrome protein (gene nhs.S). The record is from RefSeq and is a predicted model, not a curated record. Bases 760 to 5487 code for a protein of 1575 amino acids. The transcript has 9 exons. Lineage: Eukaryota; Metazoa; Chordata; Amphibia; Anura; Pipidae. Gene Ontology annotation, biological process: cell differentiation; lens development in camera-type eye.
UCAAAUCUCUCAGUAAUUAUAACAUUUUAAAUAAUUAAAUCAAGGUCAUUUUCUGGACUUUAAAAGCAGGAAACUCAGAGCAAAUUUGCUUUCUGCCUAAAAUCAGCCCUGGAUACAGGCUAUGGUAGGGUUUGUGAAAGUGCUGAAUGGCAGUUUGCUGUAGUAUGUCUUGCAAUGAAAUCGGGUGCUUCAGUGACUCCAUGUGGUUAAAAAAGGCAGCGUUGUGUGUGAAAAAUCCUGAUUCCUCCCCUUGCUUCCUCAGUACCUCCUCCCCUUCCCCAUCCCUUUCUGAUUCCUCCUCUCUAUUCAAACAACUCGUUGAAUUCCUGCCUCCUGGUUUUUAGUCUGCCUCACUGUGGCAUGGUGAAAGCAGAGAGAGGCAGAGGAAAGCUCUCCGAAAAAGCAACUGGAUGAUCAGAGGGAAGCGAGGAUCCAGGGAGGCGGUGCAGGGCUGCAGCACUUCCAAAGUCAGAGCUGCACAUUGUCCCACAUGGAGUGGAAACCAUGGAUAGAACAAUCAUCAGCUACCAACAAUUAGGAACUGCAAGGUAUUAAAGGGAAAGCAGUGGAUUGAAAAAUGAACCAGGGAUAAAACGUGCACAGGAGUGGCACACUGCUCUGUGGAUUGCAGCAGUAAUUUGCUUUUCCAUUUCGAGGUAUUGGAGAGGAUUAUCCUUUCUUCGUGGAAUUUUAAUGUGGUUUUCUUAGGAUUGGAUAGCCAAGGCUUUAUUGUGCACUGACGUGAAGGGGGGAUCUGCAAUGCCCUUUGCCAAGAGGAUUGUUGAGCCCCAGUGGCUGUGCAGGCAUGCCAUCACCCUGCCAGAGGGUAGCUGCUGCCGAGAUCAGGGAGAAGAGCACAGGCAGCAGCACCCAAGGGGUAAUGCCAGGGAAGAAUUGUCAGUGGUGGCACCUUCAGUGCAGGUGCUCUCUGAUGAAAGGGAAACAGUGCCCAGCGGUGGAAAAGAUAAAGAUGUGGUGCCCUUGGAUUUGGGUGCAUUCAACAAUGUCGCCUUAUCGCGGAUUUUGCGUCAGUUGUCGGAUAUGGCCCGACAUGCCUGCUCCCUUUUCCAUGAGAUUGAGGUGGAUAUACAGGUGGUCGCUCGGCGGGUACAAACACUGCAAGGGAAAAUUGGCAAUGUCCAGCAGAUUGUGACCAGUCUGGAUCCAAAACAGGAGACAGUGCCGGUCUCAAACCUGGAUACAGAAAGCAAACUGGAUGUGUACUACAAGUCCUCCUGGCAUCAGCAGAGGAAUAUAUUCCUGCCAAACACGAGGCCCCCGUGUGUGGAAGAGAUGCACCGCCAUGCCAAGCAGAGUUUGCGUUCAAUGCGGAGAGAGCAACGGAUCCGGGCAGAUAAUAGAGAAAGACGGUUUCAGGGCUCAAUUUUUACAGCCCCACCACUUCCCACAUACCCAGCAGUUAAUAAUCUGAAGAGACGAGAAUUAAAAGAGCGCCAUGUUGUACAAUUUAACAGAACCCGUUCGUACUCCCCUACUGAAUGUUGCCAUUUGACCCCAUGGAGUAGAAAGACUCAUCCACCUCAGGAGGAAGAUGAUCUCAAUAUAGGGCAAAGACCAAAAAACCCUAUUCCCAAUGUUCCAUCUACACUGGAUAAGCAAACGAACUGGGACAAGGAAUUACCUCUGCCCACUCCUGAGGAGAAGAUGAAACAGGAGUCCCAAGUGAUUACUUCUUGCAUUAUACCCAUCAAUGUUACUGGAGUUGGAUUUGAUAGAGAGGCGAGCAUACGCUGUUCACUUGUUCAUUCACAAUCUGUACUGCAGCGCAGAAGAAAACUGAGAAGAAGGAAAACUAUAUCAGGAAUUCCCAGAAGAGUUCAACAAGAAAUAGAUUCUGAUGAAUCCCCAGUUGCAAGAGAGCGUAAUAUUAUAGUUCAUGCCAACCCUGAGCUUGCCAGCUCUGCAAACAGGAGAUCUGGUACACGUGAUACAGAGUGCCAAACAGAUGAUAUACUCAUUGCUGCUCCAUCUCGCAGAAGAAUUAGAGCUCAAAGGGGACAGGGAAUUGCAGCAUCUCUCUCUCAUUCUGCUAGUAAUAUUGCAGCCCUAACAGAGAGUGGGGACCAGAUGUUUAAAAACACAGUAUCCAGUCGUAUUCGUUCAAGGAGUCUUCCUAGAGAAAGUGCUAGAGCAAGCAAUGACCAUGACUGCAGUGCACAAUCAUCAACGUAUGAAGAAGAUUGUUAUUUGCCCUGCACAGAAAGGACACUAAAGAAAGAUAAAGACGGUUUAACCAGUCAAGUGUCUCCAGACCACCAGCCAUUAGGGUUAACCUAUUCCCAACACCGACAUAGCCCUCAGUUACAUUUGAAUGAAAGGGGGAGAUCAAGGCUAUCAAGAAUGGCAGAUUCAGGGAGCUGUGAUAUCUCUUCAAAUUCAGAUACAUUUGGAAGCCCUGUUCACUCAAUUUCUGCAGCAGGUGUGUUGUUGAGCACACACAUUGAUCAGAAAGAUGACCAUCAGUCAUCAAGUGGAAAUUGGAGUGGAAGUAGCUCAACCUGUCCCUCCCAGACAUCAGAAACAAUCCCUCCAGCUGCAUCUCCUCCACUGACUGGAUCUUCCCACUGUGAUUCAGAGUUAUCCUUGAACACAGCUCCCCACGCUGGUGAAGAUUCUAAUGUUUUCAUCAGUGAACAAUACAGUGAUGACCACAUAGACAGCAUAAGAGGUCACAGAACCAGUUCCUUUACAUCCACAGUCGCUGAUCUGCUUGAUGAUCCAAACAACAGUAAUACCAGUGACAGUGAAUGGAAUUACCUUCACCAUCACCAUGAUGCUUCAUGUCAUCAAGAUUUUUGUCCACAACACUUAAAGACAGACCAUUUAGCAUGCCCUAGUUUUACCAGUAUGGGCACGUAUGAUAGCUUUCUUGAAAAACCUGCAUCUGAAAAAGCAGAUACAGGUUCACAUUUUUCUGUAGAUACUGAUGGAUAUUAUACCUCCAUGCAUUUUGACUGUGGUCUCAACACUAGUAGGAGUUAUAUUUGUAACUAUGCACCAACAAGGUCAGGAAGUGAUCAAGGUCCUGGUGUUUCUUCUAUUAAUACAGAUAAUGCUUGGCAAUGUUAUAUUGAUCAAGGUUAUGAAGGGAACCAAAACAUCUCAUUUAAGAAACCAAAGGCAAAGCCUCCACCACCAAAACGUAGUUCAUCUUUAAGAAAAUCUGACAACAACACAGAUAUUCUUGAGAAGAAAGAACCAAAGAUAGUCUGUGGUCAGCAGAAAGUCAUUCACACUUCCAGGGAAAUUAAGCUGCCACUUGAGAUGUCUAAUAUUCCUUUACGAGUGGAAAACUUUGCUACACCAAAUCAACGAGAAAUUCCAUGGGUUAAUCAGGAUGACAAUGAUUUGAAGAACACUCAAUUUCUAGCCACAGAUAUUCCUUCUUUUAAACAUGACAGUGGAGAGCAGUCUCACUAUGCUGAUCUGUGGCUCCUCAAUGACUUGAAAACAAGUGAUCCUUAUAGGUCAUUAUCAAACUCAAGCACUGCUACGGGUACUACAGUCAUUGAAUGCAUUAAGUCACCAGAAAGUUCAGAGUCCCAGACGUCACAGUCUGAAUCCAGAGCAACUUCACCAUCACUUCCUUCUGUUGAAAAUGAGUUCAAGUUGUCUUCUCCAGAGAAGUUUGCUGGCUUAGCUUCACCCUCAAGUGGUUACUCUAGCCAGUCAGAAACCCCUACAUCCUCCUUCCCCAUGCCUUUCUUUUAUGGGCCCCUUUCCCCAGGUGGUAACAAACGAAAGCCAAAAGUUCCAGAAAGAAAAUCGUCUUUGCAACAUCCAUCUACCAAAUGUGGUAAUGUAUUAGGAGGCAAUGAACUGGAGCUUCCAACUAUACCUCCUACCCAUCUUGACCUAAGUGCUCUUCAUGUUUUACAUAAACCAUUACCCUACAGACCACAGAUGCAUGCUUUCAGUCAUAAUAAUAUGUCAGAUGAUCAGUUUGACUUGAAUUCUUCACCAGCACUUGCCAUUACACCAUCUGUACUUAAAUCUGUCCAUCUCAGAUCUGUCAACAAGCAAAAUAAAAAGUCAAAGCAAAGAGAAACCUACAAUAUUGUAUGCUCGCAGGAUCCCACAAUAACAGUGGAUACCUAUACCACAGAAAAAACAAUUGCAACAUCAGCUAGAAAAUCAAUUUUGCGUCAGUUUUCUACAGAGGAAGCCAUCCUACCAUAUAUGGAUCCCUCACCAGUUGACACCAGUCCAGAAAGUAUGUUUUUUGACAAGUGUGCAUUGUUCACUGGUGAUGGAAUAUACAGACAGGAAAAAGGUACAAAUAUAUUUGGAGUCACUAAAGAACCUUGGACUAAUGAAAUUGUACAAGAAACUGUGUUUUUAGCACAGCCAGAGACUACUACAACAACUUUUCAAGAGUACUAUGAAAGAAAGAACUGUAAUGAGAUAGCAGUUGAGCAAAGUGGCCACACUCGAGAGCAUAAUCAACUUAAGUUUACCCAAGACAUACAUAUACAGGAUGAUGUAAUGACUAUACCAGAACCUGUAAAAGAAAUGACUCCUGGGUUCACAUUGCAAGAAAAUGCUGCUGAGACAUUUGUAAUGCCUGACAAUGAGUCAGACUUGAGCAACAAUUAUAAAGUGCCUGGAAACACGCUCAGCUUUGUAUCAGAACUCCCCACUGUAUAUUCACUCAGCGAUGAAUGUCCAGAGCAGGAAUCUGAAUUUGUAUCAGGAAUUCCAACCAAAAGUGCCUCAGAGGACAACAGAUAUUAUGAUCCAUCUGAAAACAUGGAAGACACCUCCGGGAAAGAAUCAUCUCAGAGUGAGGACUACCUAAUUUCACCAAUGAGUGAUGACUCACAGGCAGACACAGAUGAUGCGUUUGUGUCCCCUAACAAACCUCGUACAACGGAGGAUCUUUUUGCAGCUAUUCACAGAUCCAAACGAAAAAUACUUGGAAGAAAAGAUUCUGGGGACACCACUGUGAAAAACAAAUCAAGGCCAUUAACUGGGAGCACUGGGGCCACUGCUGUCUCUCAAAAGUCUCCUGGCCCGAUCUACAGGAGUGCCAAAAAAUCCAAUACAUCCAAUGAAGAAUUUAAGUUGCUACUUUUGAAAAAGGGCAGCAGGUCAGAAACCAGCUACCGCAUGUCUGCUACUGAGAUUUUGAAAAGCCCAGUAACACCUAAAUCCCUUGGUGAUCUAGCACUUGACUCCUCCUCAAGCUCUGAAGAGGGUUGUCAGUUAUCACCUGGUAGUGAUGCAUUCUCACCAUUAUCCCCUUGUUCUCCUCGUGUAAUAUCUGAGGGCUUUUCUGCGAAAAGUGGAACUAUGUCUGCCGCCUCAAGAGUGGGAAGGUCUAGAGUGCCCCCUGCUGCAAGCAGCAGUCGUUACAGUGUCAGGUGUCGUUUUUACAAUGCUCCAAUGCAGGCCAUAUCAGAAGGAGAGACAGAAAACUCAGAUGGUAGCCCUCAUGAUGACAGGUCCUCACAGAGCUCAAUGUAAGAAGAAUAUUUCCUGCUUCAUGUUAAAUUAUAUUUGUACCAGCCCACAUCUAUUAUGGUAAAAUAUUGCUCGUUGAAAAUCAUAAAUAUGUCAGAACAUGUCCCUGACCAUGUCCCAGAAUUCAUUGGAAAAACAUAGGUGAAUUGUAUGUACUGCUUAUUGCACCAGAAUUCUGUUUUCUGAUGAACUAUUUCAUUUGCCAUAUAAACUUGAUUGAAGAAUCUGGAUCAGACAACAAACAAACUGCAAAAGGCACAUACAUCCCAUCAAGGAUUUAAAGAAAACUAGCAGACAAACAACAGCAACAAAAAGACUGUGAUUAUAUUAGUGCAAGUAUUUGUCAUUUAUCAUUCCCACCAAUAAGAACACAUUCUGUUUUAACAAGUUUUUUUAACUUCAGAUUCUUAGUAUUAACUACAUAUAUAAAUCCACUUUAAGGGAGCGAAAAACAAAAAUAAUAUUAUUAUGGAAACAAUACUCAUAUAAUUGUAAAAACAUAUAUUGCUAAAGUGCUUCCCUGGAAAUCAAAAAGAUUGGAAACAGUAAAUAAACCUUGAAUAUACAUAUUUUUGUACAAAUUCAGGAAAAACAGAAAGUGGAUUUUAAAGAAGCUAAGAUAAAAAAACUGUAAAUACCAUAUUUUUGAUAAAACUGUAAAUAGGUAUAUGUAAUUUAAAGUGUAUAUGCAGCUAAUGAAUAAAAGACAUUAGAAUUUCUAAAGAGUGUUUUACUCUGUCAGUGAUAUAUAACUUGUUGAAGCACUAAAAAUAUUAAAAAUAACUAACUAAAAGUUAAUGUUGAUGAAAAGAAUGAGAAAGUAAUUGUAUUCUGUGAAUACCAUUGUCAUAAUCUGCAUCAUUGUAAAUCAUACCCAUUACUAACUAUGAGCCUCAAAUUUGUUUAUGUAAAAUUUUAGAAAACAGUGGCCUGCUUUUUAAGGUGUUAACAUAUAAAACCCAUUUGACAGUA